CAUUAUCACGUAUUGUUUUUAUAAAAAAAUCCGCAUUUUACAACGUUUACCUGAAAUUCAGAGAAAUUUUAUUGAAAAAUAGAUAUACUUUUAAAUAAAAAUAUUUUCUUUAAGUAAAAAAACAAAUUUCCAAACCUUAACAAUAUGGAGCGUCCACAGAAAAUGCCCAAGGUGGCUAAGGUCAAAAACAAAGCUCCCGCUGAGGUGCAAAUUACCGCCGAACAGCUUUUGCGUGAAGCUAAAGAACGUGAUUUGGAAAUUCUACCACCUCCACCCAAACAAAAGAUCUCCGAUCCCGCUGAAUUAGCGGAUUAUCAACAACGUAAACGUAAAGUUUUUGAAGAUAAUUUGCGUAAAAAUCGCAUGGUAGUUAGUCAUUGGAUCAAAUAUGCUCAAUGGGAAGAAUCACAAAAGGAGAUACAACGUGCUCGUUCGAUUUGGGAACGAGCUCUGGACAAUGAUCAUCGUAAUGUUACUAUAUGGUUGAAAUAUGCCGAAAUGGAAAUGAAAAAUAAACAGGUUAAUCAUGCUCGUAAUCUGUGGGAUAGAGCCGUCACCAUAAUGCCUCGCGUUAAUCAAUUCUGGUAUAAGUAUACUUACAUGGAGGAAAUGUUGGAAAAUGUAGCUGGCGCUAGGCAGGUUUUUGAAAGAUGGAUGGAAUGGCAACCAGAAGAACAGGCCUGGCAAACAUAUGUUAACUUUGAACUACGCUACAAGGAAAUUGAUCGUGCUCGGGCUAUAUACGAACGUUUUGUUUAUGUACAUCCUGAUGUAAAGAACUGGAUAAAAUUUGCCCGCUUUGAAGAGUCCCAUGGUUUUAUACAUGGUUCUCGUAGGGUAUUCGAAAGAGCUGUUGAAUUCUUUGGCGAUGAUUAUAUAGACGAACGUUUAUUUAUAGCAUUUGCUCGUUUUGAAGAAGGUCAAAAGGAACAUGAUCGUGCUAGAGUCAUAUACAAAUAUGCCUUGGAUCACUUGCCCAAGGAUCGUACCCAAGAGCUGUACAAAGCCUAUACAAUACAUGAGAAGAAAUAUGGUGAUCGUGCAGGCAUUGAAGAUGUUAUAGUAUCUAAAAGAAAGUUUCAAUACGAACAGGAAGUGGCCAAUAAUCCUCAGAAUUAUGAUGCCUGGUUUGAUUAUUUAAGAUUAAUUGAGGGAGAAGGUGAUGCUGAUCUUAUACGAGAAACAUAUGAACGUGCCAUUUCAAAUGUACCACCAGCAAAUGAGAAAAACUACUGGCGUCGCUAUAUUUAUCUAUGGAUCAACUAUGCCCUCUAUGAAGAACUUGAAACUGAAGAUUUAGAACGCACACGCCAAAUAUACAAAACCUGCCUAGAGUUGAUACCACAUAAAAAGUUUACGUUUAGUAAAAUAUGGCUUAUGUAUGCACAAUUCGAAAUUAGAUGUAAAGAUUUACAAAAGGCACGUAAAACUUUAGGUAUGGCUAUUGGUAUGUGUCCCAGGGAUAAACUAUUCAGAGGCUAUAUAGAACUGGAAAUACAGUUGCGUGAGUUUGAUCGUUGUCGUUUGCUGUAUGAGAAAUUUUUAGAAUUCGGACCAGAAAAUUGUGUCACUUGGAUGAAAUUUGCUGAAUUGGAAAAUCUAUUGGGUGACACAGAACGCGCUAGAGCCAUCUAUGAAUUGGCAGUACAACAACCACGUCUAGAUAUGCCCGAAUUGCUGUGGAAGGCUUAUAUUGACUUUGAAGUAGCUCAAGGAGAAUCCGAAUUGGCACGCCAGCUCUACGAAAGACUAUUGGAGAGAACACAACAUGUUAAGGUUUGGAUGUCUUAUGCUAAAUUUGAAUUAACUUCACAAUUGGGAGAAGAAGAUGCAGACAUGAAUCUGCGAUUGGCCCGUAGAGUUUAUGAAAGAGCUAAUGAUACUUUACGUCAAUUGGGCGAUAAGGAAUCUAGAGUUUUACUUUUGGAAGCUUGGCGUGACUUUGAACGUGAGUCGGGUGAUCAGGAUAGUUUGGAAAAGGUUAUGGAGAAAAUGCCCAGACGUGUCAAGAAAAGACAAAAGAUUAUUUCCGAAACCGGUGUGGAAGAGGGCUGGGAAGAAGUUUUCGAUUACAUAUUCCCCGAGGAUGAAAUGGCUAGACCAAAUCUUAAACUUUUGGCGGCCGCCAAAAUGUGGAAAAAACUUAAAGAAACUGGUGCUAGCACUACAGAAACACCAACGAAUGUUGAAGCAUCUGGCGUGGAAUGUAAUAAAACUGGUUACGAAGCAGAAGCCAAAGAACCAGAAAAUAAUGCUAACAGCGAUACUACGGCCAAUACAGAAGUUUCUGAAAGUAGGGAGGAUAAGGACAAUGAGAAUGCGUCACCUAAGCAAAAUGCUGCGGAUAAUAAAGAUAAUUCUCCAAAUGCCGGCUAAUAGGCAGAAGGCUUUUGUUCAUUUAGUUUUAAGUAAGGUAAUUAAUAAAUAUAGUUUUAUUUACUUAA
Molecule: messenger RNA, 2444 nt
Organism: Lucilia cuprina (Australian sheep blowfly)
Lineage: Eukaryota; Metazoa; Arthropoda; Insecta; Diptera; Calliphoridae
Gene: crn
Product: protein crooked neck
Exons: 3
Coding region: 145-2376 (743 amino acids)
Biological process (GO): spliceosomal complex assembly; mRNA splicing, via spliceosome
Cellular component (GO): U2-type catalytic step 2 spliceosome; precatalytic spliceosome; Prp19 complex
Molecular function (GO): protein binding
Source: RefSeq, a predicted model, not a curated record